AUGUUGAAAGGGGCACGCUCCUAUCUUUGGGAGCAGUUGAAAGCGGCAAAACCAGCAUUCAUAGCUAAGAAGCCCCAUUUCAGCUUCAUCACAGUUCAUUAUUUCUGGAUUAUUGGAGCGACCAUUAUCGCGUCAGUCGCCAUAUUCAUAGCGGGAAAGGGGAAACUAGCAUACAUUGAUGCGCUCAUGUUUGCAAGCGGAGCGAACACGCAAGCUGGCUUGAAUCCGGUCGACGUCAACCUCCUCAAUGGGUUUCAGCAGGCAAUGAUUUAUCUGUUUGCCAUGACAUCAAAUCCAAUCACCAUGCACGCUUGCGUCGUCUUUUUGCGCUUGUACUGGUUCGAAAAGCGCUUUCGCAGCUGGGCACGCGAAGUAAGACUGAGACGAAGGACUUUGACGAAAUCCAAGUCCAAGGGCCAGAGCGACAUGCAUAGGACGGAGCAAGGUGUCAAUGGGCGCAACAUCACCCUGGUCCCUCAGAAUGGUCCUAAGCAGAGAAUAACCAAUGACGGGAUUCUGUUGGAGGGGGCCGUUGCUCACCAACCCAAGACAACAGGUGCGAAAAUAAGUGACGAGAGUGACGCAUCAACUGUUUCUGGUGACCAUUCCCAAUCAGCCGAGCCUGCCGUCGUAGAGAAGUCUGAUGAAGCAAGUCCAAGGCAACAAUUGGUUGGACAAGAACGCCGAGGAAGUGGAAACUCGGGACGCAAUCUACCAGCCCACACUGCAAUUACAUUUGCAGAGACAGUCAAGAGAAGCGAUGGCAUGGAAGACGAUGCUACCAAGUUUCCCCAGCAUCGGUCUCAUGCCGAGCACAUUGCUAUUCUAGAGCGUCAGCGCAACCAAGACGAUGACGAGGUUCUUCGUAUCCCGGGUCCGCGAGAUGCCGAGCGUGGCUUAGGGCCUAGAAGGCUCGAGGCAGGUGACAUCCGCGAAGAGGAUGACAAUCGGCUCAAUCUCGCUGCCACAAUUGAUUCAAGACUGGAGAGCGGCAGGCCGGAUUCGGCACGCUUGCGUGAGCGUCAGCCGACGAUUAUCAUCGAGGAGCCUCAUAGGCGCCGUAUGGACGAGCUCGAAGACGGCGUCAAGGCCGCCGGCAGUACCUUGGAUACGCUGAGAUUUCGCAAGCCCCGAAUCCUCAACCGUUCCCAAAACAAGUACCACGAGGAGGACGCUGAAGAUGCGAGACCGGUCAAAGCUGUCCGAACACGCACUCUUGACACCAUCCGCUCUGCGCUGUCUGGUUCCAAAGCGGACGACAUGCCCUACUUGUCGUACACUCCAACCAUGGGCCGAAAUUCCAACUUUGUCGGGUUAACGCUCGAGCAGCGAGAAGAGCUAGGAGGCAUCGAGUACCGUUCUUUGAGGACGUUGUUGAUCGUUCUCUUGGUGUACUUUUGGGGCUUCCACCUCGUGAUUCUUGUUUGUCUGCUGCCAUUUAUACUCCACAACGACCACUACGGUCAGAUUGUCGAGGCGGACGGCGUGAGCAGAACGUGGUGGGCUUUCUUCACUUCGAAUGUGGCCUUUAUGGACGUAGGCUUCACGCUUACUCCUGACAGCAUGAUUUCAUUCAACACAUCCAAGUUCACACUCAUGAUUUCAUGGUUCUUCAUUCUCAUCGGCAACACUGCCUUUCCCGUCAUGCUGCGUUUCAUCAUCUGGGUGGCUGCCAAACUCGCUCCAGUCGGGUCCGGGAUAUGGGAGGAGCUGAGAUUUUUGCUCGAUCAUCCCCGUCGUUGUUUCACGCUCUUGUUCCCAUCCGGGCCGAGUUGGUGGCUGUUCUGGAUCUUGGUCGUCCUCAACGCGCUCGACCUUCUCUUCUUCAUGGUUCUCGACCUGGGUUCUGAACCGAUUGCCAAGUACAGUGUUAGUAACCGAGUGGUCAUCGGCCUUUUCCAAGCCGCGUCGACCAGAACUGCUGGCUUCUCUGCCGUGAAUCUGUCCGACUUGCACCCUGCCAUGCCGGUUCUCUACAUGAUCAUGAUGUACAUCUCGGUAUUCCCCAUUGCCAUCUCAAUCCGUCGAACAAACGUUUACGAGGAAAAGUCUCUUGGCAUGUAUCAGAAGCACGAUGUGGAAGACGACCAAGACGCCCCUGCUCUGUCCUAUGUCGGAACCCAUCUACGACGCCAGCUGUCCUUUGACUUGUGGUACGUCUUUUUGGGAUUCUUCAUCCUUGCCAUGAGUGAAGGCCCGAAGCUUGUCGCUGGCAGGUUUGCCUUGUUCGAUGUCCUGUUCGAGGUUGUCAGCGCGUAUGGUACUGUAGGCUUGAGCAUGGGCGCAAGGGGAGUCAACGCCUCCUUGUGCUCGCAGUUCACCGUGAUUGGCAAGCUAGUCAUUAUCGCCAUGCAGAUCCGCGGCCGACACCGCGGCCUCCCUUACGGCCUAGACAGGGCCAUUCUCCUUCCGAGCGAAGAGAAAUUUAGGCGGGAAGCAGAAGAGCAGGAAGCGGCGUUGGCAAGGACAAAUGCCGCCUUGUUUCCUGCCACCGCAUCUGGUUUCCAGCGCCAGGGCACCAACAUGACUCGAACCCGCAGUAAGAGCCGCGAGCGUGGACGGACCAACAGCGUUGUCCGGUCCUUUCUUCACCCUGGACCUGUCGUGGCUCGAGACGGUCCGUCGCAUCAGCGCGUGGGCUCAACCGACUCCCAAGGUUCCCCAAUCAGUCCGAUGAGGACGUUUACAGAACCCAAACGGGACGGGGACACGGUAGAGCUUGACCCCAUCUCCAGCGCUGCAUCACGAGAUCAGCCACGUAGAGCAGACACUGCUCCGAUGUUCUAG
Molecule: messenger RNA, 2787 nt
Organism: Ustilaginoidea virens
Lineage: Eukaryota; Fungi; Ascomycota; Sordariomycetes; Hypocreales; Clavicipitaceae
Exons: 3
Coding region: 1-2787 (928 amino acids)
Biological process (GO): intracellular potassium ion homeostasis; potassium ion import across plasma membrane
Cellular component (GO): plasma membrane
Molecular function (GO): high-affinity potassium ion transmembrane transporter activity
Source: RefSeq, a predicted model, not a curated record